AUGCUCGCCGCACCCGACGACCAGCUUUUGCCCGAAAUUGCCACCCUCGAGGGCUACAAGCUGGCGCCCAGCGUCGCGCUCGGCUGCAAAGUGACCGUCAACGGCGCAGAGGUCGAGCCGGCGCCCGACGCCACCGACCUAGAGAGCCCGUGGCAGCUGUCGCUGCCGCCAAAGGGCGCCUCGCCCUCCGCUCGCGUCGUACUGGUGGGCGAGCAGCGCACCCUCACUCUCGGCGCCACGGGCGCCUUUGGCGCAAAGCGGCCGCGCCGCGCCACAGGGCAGUACGCCUACUCGAGCGUGGAGCGGUUGCGGCAGGCGUCAGGCUCGGACGGAGGCGACGACUGGCACUGCUUCGGCGUGGUUGUCGAGUACCAGCUGCCGCGCGCGACCAAGGGGACAGACCUGCGUUCGGCGGGAGAGUACCUCGCCCUCAACUGCUUCAAAGCACACCCGCACGUGCCCGGCGUCGGCGCCGUCGGCGCAGAGUCGUGCUCGGCUCCGACGGUGGUGCCCGCCCGCGGCGCAGGCGGCGCGACGCUCCGCACGCAGUGGGUCUUUGGCGACGGGGCGUCUCCGUCGGCCAACCGCUCGGCGGAGCACCUCACUUGGUCGGACGCCGAUUCGGCGCGAGUUGAGGCGCUCGCGCGCUGGUCGCGCGCCGCGCUCUCAACGCCGGGAGGCAGCAUGACGGCCGUCGACCUCCUCGUCCGCAUCGCCGCGGUCCCGAGCAGCGCCGCCGAGGCGGCCGCUCUGCCGAGCAAGCACGGCCACGGCGCCGCCGGCGCUCGUGCGCCACUCGAGCGAGACAUGGGGAGAUAG
This is a messenger RNA of Emiliania huxleyi CCMP1516, 819 nucleotides long. RefSeq lists its product as hypothetical. Lineage: Eukaryota; Haptophyta; Isochrysidales; Noelaerhabdaceae. The record is from RefSeq and is a predicted model, not a curated record. The transcript is spliced from 7 exons. The coding region runs from base 1 to 819 and encodes 272 amino acids.